UGAAGAGAGUCUUUCAGGGGGGGAUGAGGCGCUGGAUGAAACAAGGGGAGUGCUCUUGUCCACUUUAAAUCCAUUCGAGGUUUGUUGUCAUGCAGCGCUCACUGGCUAGAGGAGAGUGUCCUUGAGAGAGGAGGAGCAACCGGACAUCCGAUAAGGAACUACGAGCUCCAUUGUACAGGGACUUGAAGCCUGUUUUCCAAGAUGACUGCGCUCAGGCAGAGGAAGGGCAGCAAAGGAAAGGAGACAGGGCCCAGCAUUCACAACCUAAAGCCAGAGUGUAUAGCUGAACCCACAGAGAGGUUCGCAGCAGGUGGUUUCUCAUGGUGGGCAAUAUUGUGUCUAAUCACUGGCUUAAUAGUGGGAGUUAGUCUAGGCCUGCUGUGCUGCAUCUAUGUGGCUACACUUCAUGAAAAUGACCUGUGGUUCUCAAAUAUAAAGGAAGUUGAGCGUGAAAUCUCUUUCCGGACCGAAUGUGGCCUUUAUUACUCCUACUACAAACAGAUGUUGAAGGCCCCUUCUAUUCAGCAAGGUCUGUAUGAGCUUAUCCAUGACAACACUACUGAAUCCAAGAGGACAAUAAACAUUCUACAGCGCAUGAAUAUCUACCAAGAAGUGUUCCUUAGUAUUUUGUACAAAAUACUGCCCAUCCAGACCUACUUGGAGCCAAUUUAUUUCUAUAUCUACACAGUGUUUGCUUUGCAGGCUGUGUAUGUCAUCGCCCUCUUUAUCACUAGCUGGUUACUCAGUGACUCCUGGCUGGCUGGUGCCCUCACUGGUGUCUGGUAUAUUCUCAACAGAGUGGACACCACACGUGUGGAGUUUACCAUCUCGUUAAGGGAGAACUGGUCUUUACCUUUCUUCGCUCUUCAGGUGGCAGCCAUAACCUGCUAUCUGAGGCCUCAUCUAAAACCUAUUCACCAGAGGAUGGUUCUGUGGCUGGUGUUCAUCUCAACCUUCUGUUUCUGUUUGACAUGGCAAUUCAAUCAGUUUGUCCUUCUGGUUCAAGCACUUAUAAUCUUUACUUUGGACUGCCUGGACUUCUUAACAGCGGCGCAGGUGGUUUCUCUGUACCUCGUGCAGGUGUUGAGUCUGUUAUUGGUGUGGUUACUGCAGUUCUGUAAUUCCAUGAUUCUGGGCUCUCUGGUGCUCAGCUUCACUGUGUCAGCUCUCUUCAUCAAAAACUUCCAGACAAGGCUAAAGACAGGCAGCUUUGUUACACGAGUAGGAAAACUGGCUCUUCACACACUCCUAGUCCUCAUAUUAACUUUCAUCAUCAAUUAUUCAGUCAAGCGAAUACUGCAGCUGAAAUCGGACGAGCACAUCUUCAAGUUCAUAAAGGCCAAGUUUGGCUUCGGGGCAACGAGAGACUUUGAUGCCAGUCUCUAUCUGUGUGAGGAGGCCUUUGGCUUGUUGCCAUUGGAUACAUUUGAGCGGUUGGCUGGCACGGUGCUGCUCUAUCCGUAUCUGUGCACCCUCAGCGUGCUCUUCAUUUUACUGCUGCUGGUGGCGCUCUCUAAUCUCAGUGUGAGUGGGUCAAGACAAUCAAGCAGUGAGAGAGAGGAGAGGACCUUUAGGAUGCGGCCAGAUAUUGCUUACAAUUUAUUGCACACCGUCUUCUUUGGCCUGCUCGCCUUUUCUACUAUGAGGAUGAAAUAUUUGUGGACGGGCCACAUGUGUGCAUUUGCUGCCUUUGGGGUAUGUGGCAAAGAAGUGUGGACGCUGUAUCUGAGAGUCCUCCACUGCAACACUAAAACCACGAUGAGACUGAUCAGGUACUCUGUACCAAUUGUAAUUCUGGCGUUUCUUUAUUACAAGUUCUGGCCCAGACUGAUGGAAGAGAUUUCUGAGCUGAGAGAGUUUUAUGACCCAGAGACUGUGGAGCUAAUGGAGUGGAUUAGAUUGAAGACGCCCAAGCAGGCAGUGUUUGCUGGCAGUAUGCAGCUGUUGGCAGGAAUUAAGCUGUGUACAGGAAGAGUAUUGACAAACCAUCCACACUAUGAGGACCAGGCGCUGAGGGAGAGGACCAGACAGGUAUACCAGAUCUAUGCUCGUCAGUCUGCUGAGGAGGUUCAUAAAGUGCUCAGUUCGGUUGGAGCGGACUACAUUGUAUUGGAAGACAGCAUCUGCUACGAGCGCAGGCACAGCCGUGGUUGCAGGCUGAGGGACCUGCUCGAUCUGGCAAACGGACAUAUCAUGGACAGCUCUGGGGAGAAUGACCCGGACCUGGUCCCAGCAUCUCACCCGCGAUUUUGUGAGGCCAUUAAGACUGAUGUGCCUCCGUAUUCGACCCUCUUCACUCGAGUGUUCAAAAACAAGACCUUUCACACGUACAAGCUAAAGAAACUCAAGAAGAAAAAAAAGGCAGAUCCGUAGUGCAGACUCUCACACUCGUUUCUUAUCAGCAGUCGCCCACCUCACUGGAUAUCUGAACGUCCCAUCUGAAAUGUUCAAUAAGUGUGUGAUAGUAGCAGGCGUGUGUGUGUGUGUGUGUGUGUGCGUGCGUGCGUGCGUGCGUGUGCACGUGCGAAUGAGAGAGUUUGAAAAGAUGCCUGAUUGAGCCAGCAUGCACAAGUUGAUUUGGUGCAUGUUUGUGUGUGUAAAUCUUGCUUGGAGCCAGUCUGCCGCAACAUUAGUUCGUUUAGCAUGGAGAGCGCAGAAGAAAAUCUCUUUUUCUCACACUACGUAACACCAUCUCUAUCUCUCUCUCUCUCUCUGAUCAUUGUAUCUCACUCUCUCAACAUGUGCCCUUCAACCAAACACAAGUUUGCGAACAUUCUCACACAUACACUUUUUAAAGAAAAUGUGAGAAGCUACGCAACUGCUUUCACAACCUAAUUUCUUUCUCGCACAUCCAGCCAAAUAAAGAAAUAGAAACAGGGAAAAGUAAUUGUAAUUCACAAGAGCAGUUUGGGGGUCCCACUUUAUAUUAGGUGUCUAUAAUUGCUAUGUAUUAACAUUAAAAAACUUAGGUAACACUUUAUUUUACAAUGUGCUUGUUAUAUAUAUAUUACAUGUACUGACUAUAGUAAUAACAGUAAACAUAGUUAAAGCAACUAACCCUAAACCAAACCCUAACCUAGAGAAAGUACAGGUUAAAGUGUAAUUAAACAAGUACUGAGUAAUAUUCAUUAACAACAAGUACACUGUAAAAUAAAGUGUAACCAAUACUUACAUAAAAUGUACUUUGUAAUUACAUGUUGUAAUGCAAAAUGAUCACAAAAUUCAAAUUUUCUUCUUGGCAUUUUCGGCAUGGGUAGGGUUGGGGGUAAGGGAUGGAGUACAGUUAGGUUUAGAUUAGUGUUAGGAUUUAGGAUUAGGUUAAAAGUGUAACUAAAGAUGUAUUUAAAUGCAGGUACUUUAAAUGUAAGUGCAAUGCAACAACACGUAUUUACAUAUUGAGUACAUUUUAAUAAAGUACACAACCCCUGGUGGUGUCAAGAGUCACGAGUUUGAAUCCAGGGUGUGCUGAGUGACUCCAGUCAGGUCUCUUAAGCAACCAAUUGGCCCGGUUGCUAGGGAGGGUAUUCACAUGGGGUAACCUCCACUUGGUCGCGAUUAGUGGUUCUCACUCUCAAUGGAUCGCGGAGUGUAGCAGGAGCCUCCACGUGCGGAGUCUCCUUGGUGUCGUGCACAAUGAGCCACGUGAUGAGAUGUGAGGAUUGACUGUCUCAGAAGCGGAGGCAACCGAGAGUUGUCUUCCACCACCCAGAUUGAGUUGAGUAAACGUGCCACCACAAGGACCUACUAAGUAGUGGGAAUUGGGUAUUCCAAAUUGGGGAGAAAAGUGGAUUAAUAAUAAAUAAAUAUAUAAAAAAUGCUUAAGUCCAUUGUAGUUAAAGAUACAUAAUAUAAAGUUGGUCUGUUUGGGGUAAUUAGUGUCUGUGGCAGUGUUGUCUUGUCUUUUUAUUUUUUCUCUUCUCCCCUUAUCUCCCCAAUUUCCAAUGCACUCUAAGUCCUCGUGGUGGCAUAGUGACUCGCCUCAAUCCGGGUGGCGGAGGACAAAUCUCAAUUGCGUCUGAGACAGUCAAUCCACGCAUCUUAUCACAUGUUGAGCGCAUUACCACAGAUACAUAGCAUAUGUGGAGGCUUCAUGCUAUUCUCUGCGGCAUCCACGCAGAACUCACAACACGCCCCACCAAGAGCGAGAACCACAUUAUAGCGAGCAGGUUACCCCAUGUGACUUUACCCUCCCAUGCAACCAGGCCAACAUGGUUGCUAAGGAGUCCUGGCUGGAGUCACUCAAACUUGCGACGCCAGGCAUGAUAGUCAGCAUCUUUACUCUCUGAGCUACCCAGGCCCCCCAGUGUUGUCUUAUCUUAACGUUUGUCAAAGUUGUGAUCAGUUUCAACAAAGUUGGUCUUUUAAAUCCAGUGUACCUCCAGCUGUCUGGCUCCUUUUAAAGAGAACACAAACUCAUACAUCCAUACAUAAAAAGAUGCUGUUUUUGGUCCCUCUAACAAUGACAACUCUGACGAAUCAAACUAUUAAUGGGUGCUGAGAAAGUGCCAUAUACAUUCACAUUGUAAGAAUAAACUCAUACCACUGUGGAUAUCAUUGCUUGUUCAGUCGACUAAUUAUUAGCAACGUAAAUACACCUGCCACAUUUUUGUUAGUGGCAGAGAAAUAACAGCUAAACUUAUUUUGUCAUUUGUUCUCUAAUAAAGUGGGACUUUGUUUUGUGUUUUAGGUCAAGUGACACUAAUUUAGGUCAGUUUUUAGGAUGAUAAAUAGUUGCAAAUGUUCGUAAAGAUGAAAGAUACAUAUCCCAAUGCAUUUCUUUUUCCUUCUUUUAGAAAUAGUUUUUCAAUGUAAAUGCAGAUUUUUGCUUUUUGAAGAAUGACUUUUUAGAUCAGGGUAAACCAUAUUUAUUGAAUGGUCAAUCGGCGUUUAAUAUGAUCCAUAUUUUUUCAUCCCAAGAGAUGGUGUUUUGUGUAUGAAAGUGCCUUGCCAUUUUCACUAAAACACGUCCAUUGAGCUGCUGAGCCAACGAGUCAUCAUUUGAAAAGACCUUCUGAGUGGCUUCAAGUGCUACCGAAAUGUACCUAUCUUUGUAAAGUGAUUCAGAUUUCCCAGAUUCUCAACCCAGAGCACCUCUGUACAGUGUUAAGCAUGGUAUUUCCUUUCCUGACAAUUCAGUUUGUAGCAGUGGGGCUCCUCUGUGACAUUCUGUGAUUGUGUGGCGUGAUACAGCUUUUGUUACGAAUUACCCGUCGAACGGUGAUGUGUCACAACACAUCACAACACUUGGCAGAUGAUCUUUAUGAAACAUUGGCUUUAAUUUAAUGUGCUGAUACAGUGGCAAGAAAAAGUAUGUGAACCCUUUGGAAUUAGCUGGUUUUCUGCAUUGUCAUAAAAUGUGAUCUCAUCUUCAUCUUUGGCAGCAGUAACCUCAACCAAGUGUUUCCGGUAGCUGCAGAUUAGUCCGGCACAAUGUUCAGAAGGAAUUCUGGACUAUUUUUCCAUACAGAACUGCUUCAGCAAAGCCAUAAUAUUAGGAUGUCUGGUGUGAACCACUCUCUUGAGGUAAUUCCAUAGCAUCUCUAUUGGGUUAAAGGAAUGUUCUGGGUUCAAUACAAGUUAAGCUCAGUCGGCAGCAUUUGUGGCAUAAUGUUGAUAAGCACAUAAAAUUUAUUUGAACAAACUUUUCUUUAAAAAAAGCAAACAUCGAGGUUCCAGUGAGGCACUUAUAAUGGAAGUGAAUGGGGACCAAUUUUAAAAUGCUCAGUUUCAAAAUUAUAGCCACAAGACAUAAAGUAUAUGUGUAAAUAUGAUUUUAGUGUGAUGAAUUCUUACAAACCUUUUCUGUGUAAAGCUAUAGACAAUUUUACAACUUUGUUACCAGGACAGUGUAAUGUCAACAAACUCUAAAAUGACUGUAAAAAAAUAGAUUUAAACUAUUUUACUUCUCAAAUAAUGCACGUUUUAUCAGAAUUAACACAAGUUCUUUUGCCAAAUUGUACGUUUCAAAUUUCUGCUUCAAUCCUCCAAAAAUUGGUCACAUUCACUUUCAUUGUCUCCAUUCACUUCCAUUGUAAGUGCCUCACUGUAACAAAGCUUGUUUCUUCUUGUCUUUAAAAAACAAAAAAACAAAAAAAAAAUGUCAAAAUAAAUGUUUGUGGUAAUCAACAUUAUACCACAAAUGCUGUCGAUUUAGCUAAACUUGUAUUGAACCUGGAACAUUCCUUUAAGGUCUGGGCUCUUACUUGGUCACUCCAAGAGGUGGAAUUUAUUUUAUUUUUAUUUUUAUUUUUUUUAAGCCAUUCUGUAGUGUACUUCGAUGUUUAGGUUCAUUGUCCUGCUGCGUCACCCAACUUCAACUGAGCUUCAGCUGGUGCACAGCCACCAUGACAUUAUCCUGUAGGAUAUCUUGAUAAAGUUUGGAAUAAAUUUUUUCCUCAAUGAUGCCAAAUGCUCCAGGCCCCAAAGCAGCCCCAAAUUAUGAUGCUCCCUCCACCGUAUCUAACCGAUGGGAUGAAGUUUUAAUGUUCGUAUGCAGUGCCAUUUUAUACGUAGUGCUGCAUGUUCUUCCCAAACAAUUCAACCUAAGUUUCAUCAGUCCAAACACAUUAUCAUAAAUGCGUUGUGGAGUGUCAUCAAUGAAAUUGUUGGAAAGCAGUAGCUUUUUUCAUGGUGUCCUGCUAUGGAAAUCAUGCCUGUUUUCCAUAUAGUAGACACGAAAGAAUCAUUGGAACUGUUUAACAUCUCUGUUUAAGACUUUUUAUGUCACACUUUUUUACCUCAUUGUGCAUUCUGCAGUGUGCCCUUUAUGAGUAAUCUUGGCUGGACAGCCACUUCUAGGGAGACUAGCCACAGUACUAAAUCAUCUCCAUUUAAAGAUGAUUUGGCUAACUGUGGACAGAUUAAUGUUGAAGCUCUUCGAGAACUUUGUAACCCUUUCCAGCUCUAUGCAAAGCAGCAAUUCUUGAUCGUAGGUCUUCUGAGAUCUCUGUUUUGUGAGGCAUGGUCCAUGGCAGAAGAUGUUUCUUGUGAAUAGCAAACUCAAAAUGUUUGAGUGCUUUAUAUAAGUCAAAUUAGCUCUAACCCACAGCUCCAAUCUUGUUUCAUUAAUUGGAUGCCAGGUUUGCCAACUACUGACUAUAAUUAGCUUUUGUUUAUGUCAUUAGCCACAUCCACUGUUAAUGUUUGAAAGAAGUAUUCAGUAUGUACAAGAACAAUACAAUAAUUUGUGUAUUAUUAGUUAAAACAGACUGUGUUUGUUCAUUAUUGUAACUUAGAUGAUCAAAACAGAUGUUAAGACAUUUAUACAUAAAUGCAUUUAAUUCCAAAGGGUACACAUGCUUUUUCUUGCCGCUGUAUUGUUUAAAUGUAAGAAUUUAUUUGUACAGUUUAUUUUUGCUGUCACAUUGCACUAGUUUGAACUGUGGUAUUUCACUGAUUGUUUGAAAUGUUGAUUUGUCCUUUAACACCAUAUUCAGUGUAUGUUCUGUGUAUGUUUUCCAUAUUUGUAAUAAAAGCAUAUUUGUAUG
Molecule: messenger RNA, 7487 nt
Organism: Xyrauchen texanus (razorback sucker)
Lineage: Eukaryota; Metazoa; Chordata; Actinopteri; Cypriniformes; Catostomidae
Product: probable C-mannosyltransferase DPY19L3
Exons: 20
Coding region: 202-2373 (723 amino acids)
Cellular component (GO): nuclear inner membrane
Molecular function (GO): mannosyltransferase activity
Source: RefSeq, a predicted model, not a curated record